Molecule: messenger RNA, 1285 nt
Organism: Hydra vulgaris (swiftwater hydra)
Lineage: Eukaryota; Metazoa; Cnidaria; Hydrozoa; Anthoathecata; Hydridae
Product: ADP-ribosyl cyclase/cyclic ADP-ribose hydrolase 1
Biological process (GO): positive regulation of B cell proliferation
Cellular component (GO): plasma membrane
Molecular function (GO): NAD+ nucleosidase activity; phosphorus-oxygen lyase activity
Source: RefSeq, a predicted model, not a curated record
GAAAAAUAUUCAAUUUUUUUUCAAAUCUUUUACAAAUCGUUUUGUGACCAGGAAGUUUUAAACGUAAGUGCUUGUGCUUGGAAAUACAAAACGUCAAACUUUUAUUUUUGAGAGAUAAAUAUUAGAAUGAAAGUGUUUGUAUUGUUUGGAUUUCUUGCCGUUUUCUCCUUUAUUUGCGCAAGUCCUGUACGAAAAUUUUCAUAUCAAACUUUUCAAGAAACUGUCAUUGAUCGUUGUAACGAUUUUCAAAAAAAACAUAAACAAAAGAGUGACGAUUUGAAGUUAAAAGAUGAAAUCGAUUGCAAAAAUUUGUGGAAAAAAUAUUUAAGCGGCAUCGCCGAUAAAAAAGCAUGCGAAACAAAAAACUUCAACGAUCUUUUUAAUCACGUUAUUGAAAAAAAUGUACAAGUAAUAAAAGAUAAGGCAUUGUUUUGGUCAGGAACAAAAGAUAUUGCUCAUCAAUUCGCUAAAAAUAAGAAUAAUAUUUACACUCUUGAAGAUACAUUUUCAGGAUAUAUUGCUGAUGCUUUGAAUUGGGGUGAUUUAUUUGAAAUUGACAAGCUAUCUGAUCUAAACAAAUGUGUAUUCACAGCUAAUGGGUUACCUUAUUGGAAAAAAGCAUCUGAAUUGUUUGCAAAUAAAGCCGCUGGGACAGUGCAUGUUAUGCUGAGUGGAACAUCACAGGCUGUUAAUCCACACAGUAUUUUCGCUUCUACAGAGGUACCUAUUAUAAUGAAAAAUAAAUCAAUUACAAAGGUGGUGUUUCUUUUGAUUAAUGAAGAAAAAGUGGAGCCUAAAGAAAGCUGCAGCAAUGGUUCCGUGAAACAAUUGAUUAUUGAUUUAAAAAAUCAUGGGAAAAGUGUUGAAUGCUAUGACUACAAAGAAAGAAAUAAAUUGUUCACUGAAGUUAUGACAUUGAUUUGUAAGUUUACACCGACUGCAUAUGGUUGCCCAAAAAAUGGAUAAUAUUAAACCAAUUUGUAACAAAAUUAAUAAAAUUGUUUCUAGAAGUUGAAAUCAUGAUGUUUUACGUCAUAGUGAGCUCCUAAAAUUUUUAUAUUUUUACGUCAUAGCAAGAAAAAUUUGAUUUUACCAAUUUUUGGUUUAUGUUUAAAAAAGAUCAAUUUUUUAUAUCACUUGGGGAAGUUUUCUGUCUAGUGUUUUUAUAAAUAUUUGUUUAUGUAAUUGUAACUUACACUUUGUUACCUGAUUUUAUUAUGUAUAUAAACUUUUUGUUAAUUUAUAACGAAAAGGUUUUUAUAUUUAUUUUUAUAGUUUUUAGUUG